UUUGUCACAAGCGGCACCGUCUAGCAAUUCCAUGGUUCAAAUCCGGCUCGCCGUGUUCCAAGGUUGUGACUGAGCCACGUGACCGCACGUCCACGCGAUGUCGCGUCGACGCUUGCACGCGCCGCGGCUCUGCCGCCUUGCCACUCUCCUAGCUCCCAUCCUUGUGAACAGUCCAGACCACCAAUUCGCACGUUCCUAUUGCUACGAUCUCUAGGAUCUCCCGGCCAUUGCGGAACCCGCGGUAGCAUCGACGUCUCCCCCGGCGAUCGCGUCUUUCCGACAAUCUGCAUCCUUAGAUUUGCGCUGCCUAGAAGUCGCAGUCUAUUGAACCCGCAAUCGACAUGGCUCGGAAGAAGGUCGAGCUCAGCGAAUAUGAGCGGAAGCGACAGGAGAACAUCGCGAAGACGCAGGCGCUUCUGCGCAACCUAGAGCUGGAGGCCGCUCAGGCCGGCCUAGCCCCGACCGCCAAAACUGCUACCUCUGCGAAGCCAAAGCCGAAGAAGCCCGCGCCAAAAAAGAUUAAGCAGGAGGAGGUGGUGCCGCGGCGAACCUCGUCCCGUCUUAAGGGCAUUGAGGCCGACAGCGAUAAGGCAAAGCGGAAGGCAGAGGAAGAACACGAAGCGCGGAGAGAAGCGGAUAAGGCAAAGAGACAGCGUAUCAGCGAUGCCUACAACUUCAAUGACAUCGUGGUAGCGGGCAAGGGGUGGGAUACGAAUGGGAACUUUUUGUCCAUUGUAGGCCCCGCAAAGCCGUACGAGCGUACGUUCGAUGAACAAGAUGUGAAAGAAACUACCGAUAAAGAGUUGAGGGUGCUCCGCGAAAAGAUGAGCGGACUUGAGCUCUGGCCAGAAUUCGAACCUAAUGAACUAAAGAUUACUCCCGAGCGUAUCUAUGCGCUAGGAAUGCAUCCAACUACCGAGAAGCCACUGGUAUUUGCAGGCGAUAAGCUUGGAAAUCUUGGGAUAUGCGACUGCUCGCAAAAGGCACAGGAGGUCAAAGUGGAAGACGACGAAGAUGCCGACGUGGAGGGCCCUAGCAUAACCACCCUGAAGCCCCACACUCGGACGAUACACACCUUCCAGUUCAGCCCUCACGACGCGAAUGCCCUGUACUCCGCGUCCUACGAUUCGACUGUGCGUAAGCUGGACCUAGCGAAAGGCAUCGCGGUUGAAGUGUACGCCCCGUCCGAUCCCAACGAGGAUGCUCCCUUAUCCGGUGUCGAAAUCUCAAAGAAUGACGCAAACAUGCUGUACUUCUCAACACUAGACGGCCGUUUUGGAAUGUACGAUAUGCGCACACCCUCCGAGAAAGCAGCCGGUUUGGAGAUCUUCCACUUGUCUGAAAAGAAGAUUGGUGGAUUCAGUCUCCAUCCGUCGCACCCGCACUUAGUCGCAACAGCCUCUUUGGAUCGUACGUUGAAAAUCUGGGACCUGCGUAAGAUCAACGGCAAAGGCGAGUGGCGUCUGCCAGCACUAGUCGGCGAGCACGAGAGCAGACUCUCUGUGUCACACGCGGCGUGGAACUCUGCUGGACAGGUGGCCACCGCGUCAUACGACGACACCAUCAAGAUUCACGAUUUUAGCAAGUGCGCGGAAUGGAAGGUCGGCACAUCUUUGACCGACGCUGAAAUGAAGCCGUCGGUGGUGAUACCACAUAACAACCAAACGGGGCGAUGGGUUACUAUUCUUCGAGCCCAAUGGCAACAAUUUCCGCAGGAUGGCGUCCAGCGGUUCUGCAUAGGUAACAUGAAUCGCUUUGUCGAUAUGUACACAGCGAAAGGUCAGCAGCUUGCGCAGCUGGGAGGCGAGGGCAUCACGGCCGUUCCGGCCGUCGCCAAGUUCCAUCCGACGCAGGACUGGGUCGCAGCUGGGACUGCAAGUGGGAAGCUGUGUCUUUGGAUGUAGCCUCACUUGUCAGGACUUUCUUGCCUGAAGCGCUCGUCAUUUGGAAAGUACCGUCGCGAAGCCGUAUGGUCUCUAGUCUCGAAGCGGCUUUGGCCGAAGCUAGAGGGACGACUUGAAUACCAUCUGAAUUACAUGAAGAAGUAUUGAUUGUUCGUGCCUCUGGAAACGAUAUAUUGCUAGGUAAUCAAGAAGCAU
Messenger RNA from Trematosphaeria pertusa, 2099 nucleotides. Its product is annotated as WD repeat-containing protein. Gene Ontology annotation, cellular component: nucleus. Lineage: Eukaryota; Fungi; Ascomycota; Dothideomycetes; Pleosporales; Trematosphaeriaceae. Bases 342 to 1904 code for a protein of 520 amino acids. The transcript is spliced from 4 exons. The record is from RefSeq and is a predicted model, not a curated record. Gene Ontology annotation, biological process: regulation of DNA damage checkpoint. Gene Ontology annotation, molecular function: DNA binding; protein binding.